AUGGCUCCGCCUGCAGGCACGUCGUCCAUGUUGCGGUCCCGGCGCCGUGACGCCACCCUCAAGCCGAACCGGACUCUGGACAGGAGCGCCUCCCGGGGAAUGCUGUACGAGAACGAGGAGCUCCGGUUGCGCACGAUCAACAUCAACGCCGAAGUAGAAAAAGGCCAAAAUUACAUAAAAAAGCUACGUCGGGAAAACGAACAACUUAAGAGGGAGAUAUGGAAUUUAAGAGAAGAAUAUGAACGGUUGGAAAAUUACGUAAAAAGCCGAGAACAAUCGGAAAACGAAGAGGAAUAUGAAGAAGAUGACGAAGACGAAAAUGACGACGAUAACGAUGACGUCGGAGUAGUAAUUUCGGGAGAACCGACGGAAGUGGUGACUGAUACGACGGCGGUGGUUGUGUUGGAGACUGUAGUCGAAGAGGACGACGAUGACGGUGACCAGCAACUUAACCUUGGACCCAUCGAGUUCGUAGCUGGUGACGGACAAAACGUCGAGCCACAGAUUUCAAACUCUCCGGGUGUCGAAAACCAGCACGAGAUUAAUAUUAUCAACAACGAUGGCCGUCGUGUCACCGUCAGCGGUGUGGCAGCGGCCGACCAGGAACGGGACGCCGUCACCCACACCGUUUGCACGAUGACCGCGACCGCGGCUGCAGUGACGGCCGACUCACCGACAACCGGCGGCGGGGUCGGGUGCGACAGCGACGACCCCGACCGCCACGACGAAGGUGAUCGCGCCCGACAACCGCAGCCGCAGAAAGAGCAGGACCCGGUGCAGCGCAGCGAACAACCCUCGUCGCAUCUGGACGCGGCGGUGCUGCAGCCGCAUACAGCUUGUUUUGACACCGGAAGUAACCGCCAACUGCACGAUCUGACGGUGGAUGAAGUGAUCGAUGCCAUACAGGACGUCGAGCUCAGGGACAAGUUGCGAACGGUGUGCUUGACGGACGACAGAUGUUACAUGACGUUCGCCAACGCCGAGUGCUUAGAACGGGCGCUUCACACGGCUUUCAGGGUCCGUGACUUGCCGGUGCUGUUGAUGGACACGGGCGCGGGGGCCGUAAUCCUGUCGCUGACGGGUGUGCCGGACACCGUGGCCGACAAGGAUGUACUGAAAUGUCUCAAGAAAUACGGCACGAUCAUCGGCGGAGUGGAGAGGAAGACUGCCAGGUGUGGGACGGCCGGCGGCGAGCGUUACGUGCGCGUCCGGCCGACACUUGGUGCGCCCAGGUACUUGUGGUUCGGGUCGGACAAAGUCAUCGUCAGGCAGCUGACCGAGCACGAGACGGGCACGAUGAACAGCAUCGCCCGGCGAAAGUCGUUCAGAUCUCAGAUCAAGUUGAACUUGAAAAUGGCCGACGCACCGACAUCGUCCGGCGACCACGGCGGAGGAGCGGACAGUGGCGGCGGCGGUGACGACGAGGCCUGCUGCGGAGGUGGCGACGGCGUCGUCGUCGGGUCCUGCACAGCAACCGCGAUGACCGCGGUAUCCGUUCAAAAUGGAUUCAAAUUCCCGACGUCGGAUCCAAAACCUGCAGCCAUUGCCGGUCAACCCGUGACAGCGGAACCCAAGACUGCGGUGCUGGUAGCCUCGACGACGAACUCCAAGUCGGCCGGUUCGCCGAAGAAAUCGAAACCAGUGCCGGCGAACGAUAGGGACAGUGCAGGUCCGCCGACGGCUGCGUCGGCCCCUUCCGAAUCGCCUCUAAGGGGCCGACGGAGGACGUCUCUGAUGGGUUUCAGGCGGGAAACCAUAAUCAAGCACCGUGGAGGGUCCGUGUCCCGGGCUGACGGUGGUGAGGACGCGGACAGCGACACGAGCACGAUUUGCCGCCGAAAGCUGAGCAUCACCGGUCGUGAGGGUACGGAAAAAGUGCCAUGGUGUGGGUGCUGGGGCAACGGAUGUCUAUAA
Molecule: messenger RNA, 1914 nt
Organism: Macrosiphum euphorbiae (potato aphid)
Lineage: Eukaryota; Metazoa; Arthropoda; Insecta; Hemiptera; Aphididae
Source: the annotation of a GenBank genome assembly